Tupaia belangeri chinensis (Chinese tree shrew) is the source of this 3025-nucleotide messenger RNA. Its product is annotated as general transcription factor II-I repeat domain-containing protein 2B. The coding region runs from base 7 to 2817 and encodes 936 amino acids. Gene Ontology annotation, cellular component: nucleus. The record is from RefSeq and is a predicted model, not a curated record. The transcript has 15 exons. Lineage: Eukaryota; Metazoa; Chordata; Mammalia; Scandentia; Tupaiidae.
GGGAUCAUGGCCCAAGUAGCGAUGGCCACCCUGCCCGUGGAAGAUGAGGAGUCCUCAGAGAGCAGGAUGGUGGUGACAUUCCUCAUGUCUGCUCUCGAGUCCAUGUGUAAAGAACUGGCCAAGUCCAAGGCAGAAGUGGCCUGCAUCGCAGUGUAUGAAACAGAUGUGUUUGUCGUCGGAACUGAGAGAGGAUGUGCAUUUGUCAACGCCAGGACGGAUUUUCAGAAAGAUUUUGCAAAAUUCUGUGUGGCGGAAGGGCCAAGCGAGAGGAAGCCUCCCUGCCCUUUGAAUGGGGUGCAGGUCCACUCGGGAGAAACGGAAAUACUCAGGAAAGCAGUCGGGGACUAUUUCUGCUUUUGCUACGGUAAAGCCUUAGGGACAACAGCGAUGGUACCUGUUCCCUAUGAGCAGAUGCUUCGAGACCAGGCUGCUGUGGUCGUGCAGGGGCUUCCAGAAGGAGUUGCCUUUCAGCACCCUGAGAAUUAUGAUCUCGUCACCCUGAAAUGGAUUUUGGAGAACAAAGCGGGGAUUUCAUUCAUCAUAAACAGACCCUUCCAAGGUCCGGAGAGCCAACUGGGUGGUCCUUCGAUGGGAGCAGAUGCUGAGAGAUCAAUGAUUUCACCGAGUGACAGCUGUGGCUCCAUCAGUGUGAAAACUGAACCCAUGGAAGAUUCCGGCGUUUCACUGAAAGCAGCAGCUGUGUCAGUCAAGAAGGAAUCAGAAGACCCUAACUACUACCAACAUAACAUGCAAGGAAGCCAUCAUUCUUCCGCAAGCAGUGAAGUACUAGAAAUGGAAUUACCAAUGGAAGAUUCUACUCAGCUGGUCUCUUCAGAACCAAAUGAAGACUCUGAAGCCGAGGUGAAAGCUGAAGCAGGUGUUGAAGAUCUUAACAUCGUUCAGGUGACCGUUCCAGACAAUGAGAAGGAGAGGCUCUCCAGUAUUGAAAAGAUUAAACAGCUAAGAGAACAAGUCAAUGACCUGUUUAGCCGAAAAUUUGGCGAGGCAAUUGGUGUGGACUUCCCCGUGAAGGUUCCCUACAGGAAGAUCACCUUCAACCCUGGCUGUGUGGUGAUUGACGGCAUGCCCCCGGGGGUGGUGUUCAAAGCACCCGGUUACCUGGAAAUCAGCUCCAUGAGAAGAAUUCUGGAUGCUGCAGAGUUCAUCAAAUUCACGGUCAUCAGACCCCUUCCUGGACUUGAGCUUAGUAAUGUGGGAAAACGAAAGAUAGACCAAGAGGGCCGUGUGUUUCAAGAAAAGUGGGAGAGAGCGUAUUUCUUCGUGGAAGUGCAGAAUAUUCCCACGUGCUUAAUAUGCAAGCAGAGCAUGUCUGUGUCCAAAGAGUACAACCUGAGGCGCCAUUACCAGACCAACCACAGCAAGCACUAUGACCAGUACACUGAGAAGAUGCGUGACGAGAAGCUUCAUGAGCUCAAAAAGGGGCUGAGGAAGUAUCUCCUGGGGUCAUCAGAAACCGUGAGUCCUGAGCAAAAACAGGUGUUUGCAAACACGAGUCCAGCUGACCCAGCCACCGUGCAGCCUGUGGAAGAUGUGGCCGGGAACUUAUGGCAGAAGCUACGGGAAAAAAUCAAAUCGUUUGUGGCAUAUUCUAUUGCGAUCGAUGAGAUCACGGAUAUCAAUAAUACCACUCAGUUGGCCAUAUUCGUCCGUGGGGUGGAUGAGAAUUUUGAUGUGUCUGAAGAACUUCUGGAUACGGUGCCCAUGACAGGGACAAAAUCUGGAAAUGAGAUAUUUUUGCGUGUCGAAAAAAGUCUUAAAAAAUUCAAUAUCGACUGGUCAAAAUUAGUAAGCGUGGCCUCCACAGGCAGCCCUGCCAUGGUGGAUGCACAUAAUGGACUCGUCACAAAACUGAAAGCCAAGGUGGCAAUGGUGUGCCAGGGCCCAGCACUUAAAUCCAUCUGCUGCAUUAUCCACCCCGAAUCGCUGUGCGCUCAAAAGCUAAAGAUGGACCACGUCAUGAACGUGGUGGUGAACUCCGUCAACUGGAUCUGCUCCCGGGGACUGAACCACAGCGAGUUCACAACUCUGCUGUACGAGCUGGACAGCCAGUACGGCAGCCUUCUGUACUACACAGAGAUUAAGUGGCUCAGUCGUGGGCUGGUGCUGAAGAGGUUUUUUGAAUCAUUGGAAGAAAUCGAUUCUUUCAUGUCAGCCCGAGGCAAACCCCUGCCUCAGCUGAGCUCUGAAGACUGGAUCCGAGACUUGGCCUUCUUGGUUGACAUGACGAUGCACCUGAAUACCCUGAACCUCUCUCUGCAAGGCCAUUCGCAGAUCGUGACACAGAUGUACGACCUGAUUCGGGCCUUCCUAGCCAAACUGUGCCUGUGGGAAACUCACUUGGCAAGGAAUAAUCUGGCCCACUUCCCCACACUGAAAUCGGUUUCCAGAAACGAAAGCGACGGCCUGAACUACAUUCCCAAAAUUGUGGAACUAAAGACUGAAUUCCAGAAAAGGGUGUCUGACUUCAAGCUCUGCGAGAGCGAACUGACCCUGUUCAGCUCUCCGUUCUCCACGAAGAUCGACAGUGUGCAGGAGGAGCUGCAGAUGGAGGUCAUUGACCUGCAGUGCAACACCGUCCUAAAAGCCAAGUACGACAAGGUGGGCAUCCCCGACUUCUACAAGUACCUCUGGAGCAGCUACCCGAAAUACAGACAGCACUGCGCGAAGAUCCUCUCCAUGUUUGGGAGCACCUACGUUUGUGAACAGCUCUUUUCCAUCAUGAAGCUGAGUAAAAUGAAAUACUGCUCCCAGUUAAAGGAGUCCCAGUGGGAUUCCGUACUCCACAUCGCCUCGUGAUGAAGAAUACUCCUGGUAGGGCCCCCCGAGGUAUGUAGGACUAGAAUCUUCUAGGCCCAAGGCAUAGUGACAUAAAAAAAUGAAUCACUAAAUAUUGCUGUUUUCCCAUUUUUCCCCCUUUGGGUUGGAAAUACAGUUUGCAGUAUUAUACUGGUUUGUAUGACAUUUUAUGCUUUAUCGUAGUUCAGUAAAAAACAUUGUAUUUCUA